Bufo bufo (common toad) is the source of this 1769-nucleotide messenger RNA. Its product is annotated as heparan sulfate glucosamine 3-O-sulfotransferase 3A1-like. Gene Ontology annotation, molecular function: [heparan sulfate]-glucosamine 3-sulfotransferase activity. Lineage: Eukaryota; Metazoa; Chordata; Amphibia; Anura; Bufonidae. The transcript is spliced from 2 exons. The record is from RefSeq and is a predicted model, not a curated record. The coding region runs from base 367 to 1521 and encodes 384 amino acids.
GCUUCUCCAAGCAGAAAUUGCUGCAGCGUCUCUGCCAGAGUCCCUGUGUAGUAAUGAUGAUGGUGAUAAUGCUGAGGAUAAUACCAGCUGUACACAGGAGGGACAUCACAGGAGCUAAAUGGAUGUGCUAAUGGCUAUUGGGUGGAGAUCAAAACUCUGCUGCUGACUGCAAAGGGCUGGAUGGCAGCACAAGAGCCUGGGGAGAUCUCUACCGGAGCAUGACUGCAGCCCAUAGAGGCGGUCGGCAGUGUACUGACCCACAGAGCUUACAAUCGGACAUGCCCAGAGGAGCUGCCGCUACGGGUGCCCUCAGCGACUGACAGCUGUAGUGCUAUGGCACCCUGGUUCAGGAUCACCUAACAUGGCAUGUUUUGGGCGAUCAUGGCGUCCCCCAGUGCCUUUCCUGGGACACUGUCACGAAGCAUCUUUAGGAGGUUUGUCCUGAUCCUCUGCUCCUUGCUCAUGUCCUUGUAUGUCUUCUAUUGCCUGACUGACCGGUGCCAGAGCCUACCAGGACCCAUCAUUGGGGCCACGGAGGAGGAAGAAGCUGCAUACAUGGACCUGGACCCUCACCUGGCCAUCUGGCACUCAGUUAAGAGGAAACGACUCGUUCUGCAAAGGAUGACGGGACAAAGAGUCAAAAUGCGCCAGGGGGCGCCGUGGAGUCACCUUUUCCCUCAUAUUGGGGUAGCCCACCCUAGGCAAACCCAGGGGGGCGUUAUUCUCACUCCAUUAGGGGAAGGGAGCAAGAAGUUGCCCCAGUCCAUCAUUAUUGGCGUGAAGAAAGGCGGUACGAGGGCCCUGCUGGAGUUUCUGAGGGUGCACCCUGACAUCAGGGCUGUGGGGGCUGAACCCCACUUCUUUGACAGGAACUAUGACAAGGGACUGGACUGGUACAGGGAGUUAAUGCCGAGGACAUUGGAUGGCCAGAUCACCAUGGAAAAGACUCCCAGUUACUUUGUGACAAAGGAAGCUCCAGCUCGGAUCUCUGCCAUGUCGAAGGAUGCUAAGGUGAUUGUGGUGGUGAGAGACCCUGUAACUCGCAUCAUAUCGGACUACACCCAGACGUUGUCCAAGAAGCCGGACAUCCCCACAUUUGAGAGCUUGACCUUUAAAAACAGAACUAUGGGUCUUAUCGACAUCUCAUGGAGUGCCAUCCAGAUUGGCAUCUACGCCAAGCACUUGGAGAACUGGCUGCAGUAUUUCCCUAUGAGCCAGAUCCUCUUUGUCAGCGGGGAGAGACUGAUCACGGAUCCCGCUGGAGAACUGGGACGUGUCCAGGAUUUCCUGGGACUUAAACGAAUCAUCACAGACAAACAUUUUUAUUUCAACAAGACUAAGGGUUUCCCAUGCUUGAAAAAAGCAGAGGGUAGCAGCAAACCCCACUGUCUGGGGAAAACCAAGGGCCGGACUCACCCCAACAUAGAACCAGAAGUUGUCCAGAGAUUGCGCGAGUUCUACAGGCCGUUCAACAUGAAGUUCUACCAAAUGACUGGCCAUGACUUUGGCUGGAACAGCUAACACAUAUAUGAUCUAUUAUAGACACUAUAUAUUUUUUUAACACAGAAAGUCAGAGUAAACAUCUAGCAUUGGCUCUUAUGGUAUAAGACAGCUUUUAUUUCCCAUAAUGUGUAUGAAGUCUUAUUUAUGUAUAGUUACUUGCUUAGUCUAAGUUUUUUAUUCAUCAAGGGUUAAUUUGUGUAAUAUUAGGUUAUGAAGACUGACCAUUGACAUGGGAUAACUGUUGGCCGAACACUACAUCUCCUGAA